AUGGCGGCGACCAUCACCACUACCACCAUGUCUCAAUUCAUGCCUCAGAGCCUUCCUCUUGAUAUAUCAAAGUAUUCCAAGCUCUCCGCGGAGCAAGUAGGCCACCUCCGACACUUCCACAACUUGGCUUUCCAGCCAGAUGGAGAAUGGUUUCAUAUGGGGGCUCAGGAGCCUGCCCAAGAAUUCCUUGAUGCUACCGCUAUCAACUGGCCUACGCAGCUGGACUUGCUCACUACCACCGCCUGCCGGCUGUUCGCACCAUCUUCAAGCCGCUCCUUCGUCAACUCAUUCACAAAAUGCUUCGAAGAGAGGUCUGGGGCUAUUGCGAAGUUACGAGACCCUUGGGCGGACCCUGUCGUACGUGAAAAUAUCAUGUACAGCGGCCAUCUCCUUCUCAUGACCAGCUUGUACGCGAUGCUGUUUGAUGAUGACGAGUUUGAAAAUCCCGAUUCCAUCGUGUUCAAAUGGGAUCCUCUCUUUUAUGGAUUCGGCAACGAGAUUUUCUCCUACGACAAUCGAAGUCUACAAAUCGCCAUUAUCAAGGAAAUGGAGAGAAAUGGAUGGAUCAUCGCAAUGCGCUAUAACGACUCCCGAGAUGGUACAGGUACGGUCAGCGAGGUCUUGACCAAAUACCGAGCUGCUUGGGACAGGAAAGGCAUGGUGGGACCCAAUGGCCUUUUCGUUGAUAUGUGGAUGGUUAAGCAAGACCACGUUUUCCCUGCCGCCGAUGUGGCCUGGACGGCCUGGCAGGAUACCUCAAGCCUUGACACGACCAGAGUUCGGGGAUCGCUGACAUGGCUUCUGCACAGGGCCUCCGCAUUUAUGAACACCUGGAACUCCGAGCUCGUCUCCUCCCUCUACGCCAAACAAGUCUCGGGCUUCAUCACCAACAUCUCGGGACAAAUCCGCCUGCAACCCCCCGUCGUAGCCAACCACUACCGCCAAAUCACCGCCGAGUCUCCCACGGUCUCUCAGAAAGACGCUCUCACCAAAGCUAUAUCUCUUGCCAAAGCCGACAUCAUAUCCGCCCCCUGA
Rhinocladiella mackenziei CBS 650.93 is the source of this 1035-nucleotide messenger RNA. RefSeq lists its product as uncharacterized. The transcript is spliced from 3 exons. The coding region runs from base 1 to 1035 and encodes 344 amino acids. NCBI's taxonomy places the organism in Eukaryota, Fungi, Ascomycota, Eurotiomycetes, Chaetothyriales, Herpotrichiellaceae. The record is from RefSeq and is a predicted model, not a curated record.